Molecule: messenger RNA, 3144 nt
Organism: Mya arenaria
Lineage: Eukaryota; Metazoa; Mollusca; Bivalvia; Myida; Myidae
Exons: 7
Coding region: 1168-1701 (177 amino acids)
Source: RefSeq, a predicted model, not a curated record
AUAAGGAGGGCAUUUACUAAGUUGAAACUCUAAACCAUUAGCAUGAAUUUGUUUUUAUCCCGUUAGUAUUAGGGAAGUACACGAAGUUUAUUGAAAUACUUCACAUAUAAAAAAAAUUGUUUUAAACCUUCCGCGAUCAUAAAUGAUAAACCCUGACAAAAGGGUUAUGUUUUCAAUGUUACGCAUGGCGACUGAUAAAGGAAGAAGGAAGUGAAAUUGUAUUCAGAUAGGAAUAUAUAUUUAAAUUUGUGAAAACGAAAUAAAUAAUUGUUUUUUUGGCAGUAUUGUUGUAAUACCAAUAAUUAAUGGUCCAUCAAAUGAAUUGGUACAAUAUGUCUUCGUUAAAAGCAUUGGUAUUGUUUCUUAGCUUAUUAAAUACAAACGGAAUGGAGCUUGUGUUACGGAAGUCUCAAGAAGAGGUUGAUGAGUUUCAACCGUUGACGCUGAUUUGUGAGCUAGUGAUGCUGCAUCCAGUUCGGAUGAUAGACUGGAUCAACAACGGCAAAACAGAAUUUAGCAUGGAACGUCACUGCUCUUCGGAGAUUUAUUCAACGAAGGACUACAACAUAAGUUGUGUAUCGUAUCAUCAAUAUAAUUUGACUAUUAACAAUGUAACCAGGAGAAUUCAUGGGGAUAUAUGGUACUGCCGUGAAGAAUAUUACUUGGACACACAAAGCAACGAUGUAGAAGUUCAAGUCAAAGUUCCUAUUUCCAACAUCAGUCUAUUUAACGAUAAACAAUUCGUUACUGUAUCCGAAAAUAAAAGUGCGUUAGUUCAAUGUGUGAGUCACGGAGGGAUCCCGGCUGGACAAAUCACGUGGAUUUAUGACAAAGGGACACCGGAUGACGUCAGUGAUGAUGUCAUUCUAACUGAGAUGAACAAAAAAAACAAUCACACAAACGGAUAACACAGUAACAACACAGAGUUACGUGGCCAUCAAAGCAUCCACAGCGCUUAUUGGAACUUCAUUAUACUGCAAGGCAACCAAUGAUAAAGUCAACUGGCUUUUCAGUAAUGGAACACUCAUUGCCGUUUUAUUAUUACCAUCUUCUGUUGAAGUAACGCACCCACGUACACAGUUUGUAACUGCUUACGAAGACAAGAGCGUGUACUUUGAAUGCGUUACGUCACAUGGAUACCCUGCGUCAUCUAUCACAUGGUAUAAGAUGACCAAUGGAAGUGAGGUCAUUAUAAGUGCAGACGGUUCUUCAAUUACAGAGAUGAAUGACAGGACAAUCGUAACAAAAAGUUGGGUAUCACUGACCUUUAGUAUUUUAGACGACUGGACAUUCGUGUACUGCACAGCCAAUAACUCUGCAGGAACUUUGACUUCGCGAAAUCGAGCUGCUGUUCAUGUUCACCAAGUAACAGAGAAUUUUAAAAUGGACAACAGUCAUUACGAUUCUACAUUAGCAAAGGCUGCAGUUGGGCUGUCAUCGAUAACUGGAACAGCAUUAGUCUUUUUAAUUGUCGGAUGUUUAAUAUUCAUGAAACUGCGUUCAUCCAAAGCCAAUCCACGAGAGAAUGCACAUGAUUCAGGACACUCGAAUCAAGCAAACGACCAAGGAGAAGACACUACCAGUAUCAGAGUUAAUUUGAAGGCUAUCGCAGAAGACAGCAGCUACUCGACAUUACAAAUGUAUGAGAACACAACCCUAAGAGAGCUAUACGAACCUAUGCAGAUGGCGGGAGUUUCUUAAGCAUGUAAUAUGAAGUCAUUGUUUUUAGUUGCUCAACUGUGUUUCAAGCAUAUGAUUCUUCAGCUUCACUUUGUUUCAUGAGUGAACUAUUUCAACAAACUCCGAUCCACGCUCAGUUUCAAGUGUUUAUCUUUUUUUAAACUAGUCCAAAAUGGGUAUUAGUUUUAAUAACAAUGUACAAAGAGGCAUAAACAAAAAAAGCUGAGUAAUGCAUGUAUAAUUAAAAACUGAUAGAUUGAUACAUAUCUGCAUCAACUUAUAUCAUAUAAUGUACACACACCCGUACCCAUCCCCAACCCUACUCCAGCACAUUGUAUAAUGAGAUAAAUAUUACUGCAAUAGCCCCGGGUUUAUAGAUAUAGAAAAAUGGAAAUAUUUUUCACAUUGGACACGUUUUCUCACAAAAACAGAAAAUUUCAAAAGAAUCUUUAAAAAAUUGUUUUUGAAUAGUUGAUUAUAAGUAAGAGCAUGCAUACGUAAGAGGAAGAGGAAAAUGUAUUUGUUUCAAUCAAUAUUAGGGAAAUAUAAUGAUAGCUAUAUCUCAAGAAUUUGACUAUGAGUUCGAGUGUUUGCGUGUUGUAGACAUUUAUUGUAUUUACGUAGGUCAUCAUGUAUCAAUGUAUGUGUAUUAUAAAUGACGUAAAUGAUAUGAAAAUGGAAUAAACUGUUUGAAUGUUCGAUCGUUUUGAGUGCCGAACAUUUGGGAAGAAAAACGUAUAGAGUAUAUCUCCCGGGAAUGUGUAUGUUGACAAUUAAAGUCCAGUUUCGUUUAGUGAACUUUCGCUCUAUAUCAUGUUUCAAGGUCCUAGAUGUUCGGUACCUGUUUUUAAGUACAUAAACGCACUCGUGCCAGUAUUCACUGAAAUUCCUUUACUUUCGUACCGCACCAGCACAAUUAUGUAUUUUUUUCAAAAUCGUUUAUUAAGACUUGAGUGCAUGUUGUAUGAAGAUGUGGAUGGCGUUCGUAUUCGUGCAUAAACUGAUUGAUUAAACACUACAGCGCACAAAUGUAUUAGCAAAUAGUCGAAAAUAUUCGUGAGUGACAAUGGCGCUGAAUAGGUUGAAUGACGUUGAAGAUUCAUGAAGAAAUCAGCAAUUUUGUUGGAGCAACGUUUUACAGUACAAAACGAUAUUUUGUUUUCGAGAAAUAUGAGCAUAUAAACACAAUUUAUUAACAUGAUGUUUAUUUGUACAUUCCUUUAAUAUUAUCCUGCAAGAGAUUUGCAUUUAGCAGGGGUGGUGCAAGAGAUGUGCAUCUAGCUGGGGUGGUGCAAGAGAUGUGAGUCUAGCAUGUAUUUUGCAAGAGAUGGUUAUCUAGCAAAAGUGUUGAAAGAGAUGUGAGUCUAGCAUGUAUGGUGCAAGAGAUGGGCAUCUAGCAGGGAUGAUGCAAGAGGUUUGCAUUUAGCAGGGGUGGUGCAAGAGAUGUGCAUCUCGCUAGGUUGG